AGACCUACGGUAAUUCAGUUUUAACCAAUAAGCGGCAGUCUUUCAGUUUGAAUUUACAGGCGGUUGAAGUUCACAAGCUGACAGAUUCAAAGCUUGCCUGCAACGACUCGAGAUCGACAAGAGAUCGACUCCUACGUUCUCAGCCAUGUCGUCUAGGCGUGGGGAACGAACGCCGUUGAGAAAUGUGGAGAAUGAGAUGCACCUGCAAACCACAGCUUCAAGGCUAAGAUCAGUGUCCAAGUCCAGUAGCGAUGUCCAAUAUACUUUAAUGAAGGAUCAGGCAGCUGCUCGUUGCCUAGCAACCCCGCUCUCGCCCCGCCCUUCAAGUGAGCUCACGUGCACACAUUCUCCAGAAGUCGCUGAGAAGGCAUCUACCAUGGAGGACAACCAUGUCAAUCAUCCGUGUGGACCAGGAGUCGUCACUUUCGAAUCCAUUGUUUGUGCCAACGAUUCCUUUUCUGGACUGGGAGAUAUUACGUACAAAUCCCUCCUGUGUGCCGGCGGGGAGGUGGACAUUUCUGAAGGCACCAGCCUGGCUGCUGAGACAAUGUGUUUACCUGGGGACAGGUCAGAGUGGCUCACCUGCUCCCCGUACCACCACAGUGUUCAUCCUCCUGGCUUAAUGGAGGAACGUGACCCUAAGCCCAGCAGUGGCCAUACUGAGCACCCUUACUGUAACACAGAACAAGACAUGGCCGCCUUUAACACUGACCCUCCCUCUUACAAGGACUCGGUUAACUGUCCUGAUGACGAUGCUUUGGAAACUAGUGAGACGAGUGAGAAGCCUCCCAGUGCCAUGAGUGACGUCACCUUCAAAUCAUUUAGUUGCUGUGGAGGAGAGGUUGAAUUGUCUGACUCCAUCAGAAUGGGGGAGGAGACCAUCCCUUUACCCAAGGAUCAGUCUUCGAAUGGCCAAUCGCAAUGCGACAUCAGUCUAAACCCAAGCAUCUUAUUGGAUGAUGAGACUCUCAGUCACGCAGAUCACCCAUACUGCCAUUCGAGCAGUGAUGGUGUCACGUCCUAUAUUGGCCACCCUCAUAUGAUGAAGCCCUCUGUGGGAAACAUCUCUUUGAAAUCAGCAAAGGAUCUUGAAGCUGUUUCCUGUCAGCUCUUCCCAGAAUGCACCACACAGGAAGAAGUCAUUUGUCAGCCCAUCACAGAUUGUGGUGACAACCCUGCGUUCACACACAGCAGCACCACACGCGCUGAUGAUGAUGAUGAUGAUGAUGACGUUGAUGAUGAUGAAGCAGCCGAUGACCCAGACUUGCAAAGUGAAGUUGCCUCAGGAAUGACCGCGGCCCGAGACAGCGCCCUGGGUUCCAGCAGAACGGGUUCUCCGUGCCUGGAACCGGGGGUAGCCCCUCCCCCAGAGACCCUGCUGGACGUGGUGAGGGAACUCCCGGGGUUCUGCUCCGUAGCCGACGCUCUGCCCCUCUCUCUCCUCAGCCCCGUGCUCAGGGCCACCCCCGUCAACCGGAGGAAGUGUGACCGGCGGUCUGUUCGGGCCCUCGCUAGAGCGAUAGCAGAGGAGUCAGUUUUGGAGGUUGAGAAGAUCCUCGUGGGCAUCACUGAAGUAAGCUGUGUGGUCCCUGGUAACCCUGACAGCCUGUGGAACAGCAUCUGCCUGGAGAGCCCAGGGCUCCAUCCCCAGUUCAACUCCACCGCUCUGGGGGCCAGGUCUUCUUGCAAGCCCCUGCAAGCACCUCCGACCAGGGGGAAGGUGCUGCAAGAUCACCCGGAGAACGUUCUGGAGGUGGAGCCUUCGCAGGAUCAUGUAGCCCCUCAGGAUCAGAACACAGACACACUGGAGAAGACUGCGGAUGAUGAGCAGGAGGCAGGAGAGAAAAAUUCUUCUGCUGCACAGCCUCCUACCCAGGAGGAGGAAGAGAUGGAUCUUCCUCCAGUGGAGACGAGGACAGAUGGAGGAAGAACCUGCGCUCCUCUUCUUCCUCCUCCAUCUCAGAUGGACCAGCUGCCCCUCGGCUUCUCUCUGGUUCCUGGGCUCCCCCUCCAGCAGCAGCUCAAGCAGAUGGCCCACCUCCUCAUCCUGGCGUCCAACAGGGUGGGUGGGUCCACCCCCCCGGCUCCACCCCUCCCCAGGCUGGAGGAGCGCUGUGUGGGCACCAGCCCCCCCAGGCUGGAGGAGCGCUGUGUGGGCACCAGCCCCCCCAGGCUGGAGGAGCGCAGCUCCAACACCUCGGGGGUGUAUGAGAGGAAGAGGGAGGUGCUGGUGUCAGACGCCUGCACUGCCACUGACUCGCUGCUCUGGAACCCAGCCCCAGGCAGCCUGUCUGACUUCUCCAGAGCAGAGCUGGAGCAGCGACUGUCCUCCAGCCUGAUCAUGGUGGAGGCCCUGGCCCAGCAGCUGUCGACAUCCAGGGCGCCCACCUCCCUCCACGGGGGUCCCGGCCCCUCCAGCCUGAGGGACAAGAUCGUGCAGACGGACCACACCGAACUCAGACAGACUGUAACUUACAGGGAGCUGUAUGUUGCGUCCCUGGAGAGGAUCAGGGAUCUGGAGCAGGACCAGGCUGAUCUGCAGACACUGCGGCUCAGCAUGAUCAACACCAGGACCUGCAUGGCCAGCCUGAGUUCUCACAGUGAGGCAGUUCUGUCCAGCCUGCAGCAGAUGCUGAAUGAGGUCAAAUCAGACCACCACAGCCUCCUCUCACAGCAUGCUCAGGUGCGGAGCCUGUUUGAGCGCUGUCGUAGCAGCCAGUCCCAGAUGCUGCAGAAGACCAGAGACUGUCUGCAGCAGAGGGAGGAGAUGAGAGCCCAGAGGGACCAGGCCCUCUCUCAGCAGCAGGCGGCCUUCAGUGUGGUGGAGCAGUUGAAGGUGUCGAGUUCUGACAGGAUCUCAGAGCUGGAGAACAGCCUCGGCUCUAUCCAGGACCUCAGAGAUGCUCUGACCAGGACCUACCCUCAACAGGUUGCACUGAACAAGGCUUAUGUUGAAUCCUUCAGCUCAGCAUCUGAACUCUUAAGAGGAACUAUGAGUGACCAAGCCAGCCUGUACCAACAGCUCCAGUCAAGCAGGCGUCUCCUCCAGAAGACAUUCCCUCUGCUCAGCAGCCUGAACCAGAAAACUGCUGCUGCCAUCGCUGAGAGGGACCAGGCCCUGAUGGAGAGAGACCAGACCCAGGCCUCUCUCCAGCAGAGCAUGUCCAGCCUGCAGGAGAGCCAACAGCAGAACACAGACCUCCAGCUGCAGGUCACCAUCAUGACCUCAGAGAUGGGUGUGCUCCGGCAGAAGCUGGGUGAGGAGGAGGAGGAGCGUGCUGGUCUGGAGAGGAAGGUGGGGGAGCUCUCUGCUACGGUCUCCUCCAGCCUGGCCUCCUACGCCUUCCUGGAGCAGGCCCUCGCCGGGGAGUCCAGCCAGUUGCAGCAGGCCCAGCAGGAUGUGAAGAUAGCUACUGAGCGUGUUAAUGAGCUGCAGGCACGGCUGCAGCACAGUGAGCAGUAUGUGUGUGAGCUGGAGCGGGCCCUGCAGCACAGUGAGGAGGAGAGCAGAGGGCUCCAGGCCCUCAGCUGCAGCCAGGCCCUGCAGCUGCAGCAGCUGCCCCAGAUACACACUCAGCUCUGCAGCAUGAAGGAGAUGAACGAGUUCCUGCAGAUGGAGAGCGAGCUGGUGCGGCAGCAGAUUGAGGAGAGCGAGGCUGCGCAGAGGGCCACUCUGCACACGCUCAGGGAGAGGAACUUCCACAGUGAGGACCUGAGGAAGGCGCUCAGCCACGCCACUCUGGAGCAGCAGGCGCUGCGUGCUGAGCUGCAGAGCGUGCGUGAGGCAGGCAGCAGGGUCCAGGCAGAGCAGGAAGAGCAGCAGGCUCAGACGGUCACUAACAUCACCCUCCUACACCACACCCUCCGAGAACUGACCAACCAGCAGCAUGCUGCCCUCACCUCCCAGAAACCGUCCCAGGAGCAGCCCCCUGUGCCCCAGACCACCCCUCUGUUUGAGCAGCCCUCCCCCAGCUCGUUUGUGGACAGCAUCAUGGUUGCCCUGGCCAGAGGGCCGGAGGAAUGCCACACAGAGCCCCCUGCUGAACACAAUGUGGGUGGGUCCCAGUCUAAGGGUCUGGGCAGUAAGAACAGCGCCUUCUCCCGGGUCCCCCUGAAGAGGAGCCAGAGGAGCGACAGAGGGGACGAGAGGGGGGAAGCGAGGGAUGAAGAGGAGGAAGAGAGCGUGCUGGCUCUACUGGGAGACAUGGGUAACACUGUGACUGAGCUGGCCUCUACCCUCGCUCUGCUGCACCAGCACAAAGGCUCACAGCACAACACCAUCGGCGCCCUGCAGGGGGAGCUGCAGGCCCAGGCCUGCAAACACACAGAGGAAGUGUCUGAGCUGAGAGAGCAGAUGAGCAGACUGAGCAGCCAGGAGGAGAAGUGGGCUGCAGCGCUGCAGGACAGAGCCCAGGAGGAGAAGACCACCAUGCAGCUUCUAACUGACCUGGACGAGGCCAGAGAGCUGCUUCAGAGCCACAGGACUGAGAACACCGAGCUAAGUAAGGAAGUGUUUGAGCUUCGCCGCUCUCUCCACCAAUCAGAGGUGGAGGCCCAGGCAAUGAGGGAGGAACUCGGCAAAGGGGGCAGCCAAUCAGCAUCCUCCAUGAAUGCUAUGGACGACAAGAUCCGCCUUCUGAAAGAGGUUGAGAGACUGAGGAUGAGUCUGGUGGAGGUAGAGGAGGGGCGCUCCAGGCUGCUGGAUCGAGCCAAGAGACACCAAGUGGUGCAUGAGGCCAACCAGAGGAAGCUGGAGAAGGAGCUUCACCUGCUGGAUAACAUGAUCGAGGCCGUCAGGAAGACUCUGUUCUCUGUGCCGGACGUGGUACAGAACUGUGAGGAGCUUCGUAAACUGGCUGAAUACCUCGGAUGAAGACCUUAUAACACUUCAGAUAAAACCUUUUUUUUUUUUUGUGAAUUGUUUAUUGGAAAUAAUAAAAGCUGUUUUAAUACG
Molecule: messenger RNA, 4954 nt
Organism: Osmerus eperlanus (European smelt)
Lineage: Eukaryota; Metazoa; Chordata; Actinopteri; Osmeriformes; Osmeridae
Gene: spag5
Product: sperm associated antigen 5
Exons: 23
Coding region: 146-4873 (1575 amino acids)
Biological process (GO): regulation of attachment of spindle microtubules to kinetochore; cell division
Source: RefSeq, a predicted model, not a curated record